Molecule: messenger RNA, 3653 nt
Organism: Phacochoerus africanus (Common warthog)
Lineage: Eukaryota; Metazoa; Chordata; Mammalia; Artiodactyla; Suidae
Gene: ETV7
Product: ETS variant transcription factor 7
Exons: 8
Coding region: 438-1442 (334 amino acids)
Biological process (GO): regulation of transcription by RNA polymerase II; cell differentiation
Cellular component (GO): nucleus
Molecular function (GO): sequence-specific DNA binding; DNA-binding transcription factor activity, RNA polymerase II-specific
Source: RefSeq, a predicted model, not a curated record
GCUCUCUAGAGGCACAGAAUCCCACCUCUGUGCCAGGCUGCAUGAGGAGCUGUCCAUCCGCUAAAGGAUGUGAGCAGGACCGCCGCCUCCCAGCCGGCAGCAGAGAGCGCCCCGGGCCUCCGCUACCGCAGCGGCCAGCCCCCGCCCUUCGCCAAGCCGACCUGGGCGGGUGUGGAAGCCGGAUCCCGCUCUUUCAUUUUCGUUUCCCGGAAGGAUAGCAAUUACUGAAGCGCCGUGCGCGCCUGCUUGCCCGGGAACCGAGGGCACAGACCCGGCUAUAUGAAAGAGAUUUCCUCCCAAGCGACCUUCCCGUUUUGAGGCCAAGUUAGGGGUCUGGGGGAAGAGGGCCCGAGAGCGCGCAGGCCUAGGGCCCAGCGGCUGCAGCCACCGGAGCGCUCACGACGUACAGCCGGGAGGCUCCCUCGCCUUCACCUGUAAUGCAGGAGAGAGCUUUGGCCAGUUCUCCUGUGAGCCCUGAAGCAGCCACACUGCACCCAGGCACCCAGGCCCGAGGCAGAUGUGAAGCCAGAGUAAAACUGCUGUUGGAGAGGGGAAUCUGCAAGCUGCCAGGAAGACUCCGCAUCCAGCCCGUGCUCUGGAGCAGGGAGGACGUGCUACACUGGCUGCGCUGGGCUGAGCAGGAGUACUCUCUGCAGCACACGGGGGAACACAGCUUUGAGAUGAACGGCCGCGCCCUGUGCAUCCUCACCAAGGAUGACUUCCGGCUCCGCGCCCCGGCUUCAGGUGACGUGCUGUACGAGCUACUCCAGUACAUCAAGACCCAGCGGCAAGCCCUGAUGUGUGGGCCCUUUUUCGGAAGGGUCUUCAUGCAGAGGAUGCCCCCCCAGCCCUGCCCCUACUCCCUGGAAGAGGGGACUGGCUUCCUGCAGCAGCCACCCGACCUAGGGCUUGCCAGCUCCUGGAGCCACCUGGAUGUCCCUGGCCCAGCCAGCUGGCCCCUUAGUAAGCAGGAGUCCUUCAGUUUUUCUCGCUGGGCAGAGCUCGGCUGCAGGGCAGAGGGAGCCGGCUCCUUCCCCACAACGCCAACACGGCAGGCCCCCAUUGAUGGCAGGAUCGCAGACUGCCGGCUGCUAUGGGAUUAUGUGUACCAGCUGCUUUCUGACACCAGGUACGAGCCCUACAUCAAGUGGGAAGACAAGAACGCCAAGAUCUUCCGUGUGGUGGAUCCUAAUGGGCUCGCCAGACUCUGGGGAAACCACAAGAACCGGGUGAACAUGACCUACGAGAAGAUGUCGCGUGCCCUGCGCCACUACUAUAAGCUGAAUAUCAUUAAGAAGGAACCUGGGCAGAAACUUCUGUUCAGAUUUCUGAAGACACCCGGGAAGACCACCCAGGACGAGGACAGCGGCAGGGAGCUUCUGGAGAGCCAGGAGCAGGACAGACUAGAUUCCAAGGAGGAGAUGCUGGAAGUCUCUCCGUGAACGGCACGUGGACUCCAGGCGCCAGGCACCUGUAGGACAGAGACAGAGUCUCACAUGAAAGCCGCUGUAGAGCCCUCCUCCCUCCACCCAGGGCAGCAGGAAAGCCCAGCAGAGUUCUGCACUCACAGCUGGUGUCUCAGACCUCAGAGCCGCCUGGGAAGCUUGGGGAGUGAGAAGGGCUGAGGAUAUGGCGGGAGUAUCAUUCUUCAGGCAGGGCAGCCCUGAGGCUGGGCGGGGGCACAGGGAGUGUGAGCUCUCUUCCUGCCCUUCGCCUUGGUCCCUGCCCAGCUCAGGAGAGGAAGCUGAUCUCCAAGAAAACAUCUAGUCCAAAGAAGGAAGCCGAGGUCCCUCGCUGAGCCUCCGCUUUCCUCAUCUGCAAAAGGGCAUGUCAUGAAAACCCCCUUGGGGGCUGGUGCAUGAAAUGGAAAAAAGGAUUGCUGCUUUGUCAACUCUGGUGAUAAUAAUAAUGAUACUGGACAUUGAGGGGCUUACUGUGUGCCAGGCCUUGUGCCAAGAGCCUAACUUACAUUUUAUCUCAUUCAAUUCACAUUCCAGCCCCCUGAGGUUUAAAGAUGAGGCAAAGGAGGCAGAGGCUGGCAGAACUGGGAUGCUUGCCCUGAGCCCAGCGCUGUGACCUAUUCUUUCUCAGCACCACUGAAUGUACUGGGCGCUUCUCAAGCAGAGGCCAUGGCCCUGCCUCUCCAUCCUCAGCAUCUUCACUGAACAGUUCACCUCACCUGGCCCAACCCCCUUGUCCUCAGUUUUCAGUGCCUGGCGACUCUGACCCAUCCCCACCCCAGCUUAUUAUUUACCUGCAUUGGCCAGGUGACCUCGGGCAGGUUAUUCCAUCUCUCUGGAGCCUCAUGUUUCUUGUCUGCAAAGUGGGGGUGAUAUUCCUGGCCCAACCUCAUAGGACUCCCAGAAAACCUCAAUAAGACAGUAUUUGUGCUAUGCUUAGUGCAGGCCUGCUGUGUGAGGAGCUAAGGAAACCCCACAAAUCCAAAGCUGCUCCAAAGCAUGAAAAUGCCCCUCCUAUUGGCUCAGCUCCCCAGCCCCCCAGGUACCUCCUGAUGGGGUCAGAGCCUCUGCCCUCAAAACCCCAGGGUGGGAAAGUGAAGGGAGUGUUUUCACUACAUCGAAAACACAACUUCUUGGACUCGCAUCUUCCUUUCUGGAAGGAGGAAACCACCUCGGCCUUUUGCCUCCAACAGAUCAGGAAACCCCCCCCGCCUGGCUGCGCCUGAGCUGGCCUUGGGUCACUGUAGUGAAGCUGAUAAGGAUUCUUGGAUUUGGGGGCUCCAACUGUGACCGCCCAUAAGCAGGGAAAAUCCUGGCUUAGUCCUGCCUGGGGCCCUGGACAAUUCUGCACCAGAAGAGGCCCAACAGGGGCCUCAGCAAAAACGUUCAGCAGGAACAUCCUGGGCCCUUUGAGUCUUUCCUGAGACUGUUCCCUCUCCUUGACUUUGCUUCAGGAUGAAUGCACACCCCACAGCCCUUAUCAUCCCAGGCCCAGAGUUAGACUGGGAGGGACCAGCGAAAUUGACUCGUCCAGGCUCUCCUGCUAUAGAUAAGGCUGCUGAGGCCAGAGAGGGGGAGUGACUUGCCCAAGGACACACAGCCCUGCUCAGGGUGCCGCCCCCUAGCGUUGCCUCAUUUCUAGUUGCUUUGUAUCUCGCUCACAGGUCUGAGAUGCAGAGGUUUAAAAGAAAGGAUGGAGUGGUAAGUCACUUCUUCCAGUUACAGUGCUGGCAUCUGCCUGCUGUCAUGUUCAUGGUUGUCAGCAGCUGUGAAUCCCAAGGACUGUGGCUUCACAGUGGGGGGGUUAAAUCUUACUCCAUGCUGGGACUUCUGGGGCCAGGGGUGGGCUGUGGGCCCGGGCAGAGUCCACCAGCCCAGAUCCCAGAGGCCUGGACUCCCCACUCGGCUCUGGGCUGAAGUGCACCCCACUUCUCCAAGCACAUUCGGCCCUGGUCUGGGAUGAACACCCAGGUGCCAGGAAUAAGGGGAUUCAUUCAGCCCUUCCUUCCAUGAGCAUUAAUUGGGCACUUGCUAUGUACCUGGCACCAGAGAAGGCCUUGGGUUUAUAUCUAUUUAUUAUACCAUUAGAUUCCUGAAAACUGGUGGAUCACUGAAAACAAAUUAUGUCAAAAUGGACUUUCUCACAAAUCAUUUUAAUAAGCAAGAAAUAGAGUUCCAUGGUUUGAAAAAGCA